AUGGUCGUCUGCAAAUACUUCUUGCAGGGAAACUGCAAAUUUGGUGCAAAUUGUCGGAACGAGCAUCCGGGAGGAGGCUUUGCAAACCAGAACAGAUUUGGCGCUCUCUCGGGUAACAGAUUUGGCGGAAGCGGCGGAGGCAGCAAUGCCCGGAGAGAUGCGUGGCAGUUCAACCAGGACGAGAUCCCAAAUGACCUUGCAGCUGGGAAGGGCCGGCCAAAGUGGAUUCUUUCCGCAUAUGGCCCGGGCAGGAAUUCUCCAGCUUCGCUCUUGUUAGAGAAUGAAUUCAGCCCCGAAGAGGUGCGCGUGAGGUUCUACGAGUUUGCAAGCCAGGGGAAGGAAAACGAGGCCGAUCAGGAAGCCAUCGCCCUGUGGAAUAAGGCCGAACAAAGCAUCGACCAGAUCCUGAACAACGCGCGCGAUGUCGAGAGAUUUGUCCUGGACGCGGAGAAGAAGCACCCCAACAGAGACGACUUUCUACGGAUGGAUGGGACGAAGCCGCUGGAUCAAUUUAUCAAGGAAUUUGAGUCGCAAUCUGCUGGUUCGAAUCCAUUCAGUGGCGGUACCAGCAGCGGGUUUGGCCAGGGCUCGACAACAAGCCCGUUCGCGAAGCCCGCUGCAUCGUCAUUUGGCCAGUCCACCCAAGCCUCCGGUUUUGGUACUUCUCCCUUCGGAAAACCAGCAUUUGGGCAGAGUGGCUUUGGGGCAGGAAGCUCAACAGGCAGUCCCUUCGGAAAGCCUGCAAGUGGAGGUGGAUUUGGAGCAGGAGCAUCAUCAUCAAGCCCCUUUGCAAAACCGGCUUUCGGGAGCCCUGGGUUCGGGCAGUCGACUUUUGGACAACCCUCGCAACCAGCAUCCACCUUUGGGCAACCAUCACAGCCAACAUCAGCAUUUGGCCAACCUCCGCAGACCAGCUCUGCAUUCGGCCAGCCGUCUCAGCCGUCUUCUGGAUUUGGUCAGCCGGCAUUUGGGUCUUCAGGCUUUGGGUCGAACCCCCAGAAGAACCCCUUUGCGCCAGCGUCCGCAUCAAGUGGUUUCGGUCAGUCUCCCUCAGCGUUCGGGCAACCCUCUUCGCAGGGCUCUACAUUCGGACAGCCCUCACAGCCUACGUCGACCUUUGGGCAACCCAGCCAGCCCUCUUCGACAUUCGGACAACCCAGUCAACCUUCUUCAGCUUUCGGCCAGCCUAGUCAGCCUUCUUCCGCCUUUGGACAACCAUCGCAGCCCACAUCUACCUUUGGCCAGCCAUCAGCGUUCGGUAAACCGGCAUUUGGGCAACCAGCUUCAGCAUUCGGACAGCCACCGCAACCUACCUCUAGCUUCGGCCAAGCACCUGCGUCCACGGCCUCACCAUUCGGCCAGGCCGCAUCCAGUUCAGCUGGCUUUGGUCAGGGCGCGGCUCCGGCAUUCGGGCAGGCUACCACUCCAGCGAACCCUUUCGCUCCUAAGACUGCAGAGGUUCAGCCCAAGGACGAGAACAUGGACACCAAUACCCCUGCACCUUCACGUCCUGCGUCUCGGGCGAAUCCUUUCGAAACCACUUCUGCACCAUCUACCGCGCCUCAGCCGCCUCAAGCAGCCCCCGCAGCGUCCCAACCUCCCCCAAUCGCGAAACCCAUCAUCAACACCUCGACCACUCCUCAUCCACUCAUCAACCGGCCUCCCCACGCCGUGCACUACACCCAGACGCUCCCGCUGCUGCCCACGCAGAAGGACGUCUCGGGUCGCGUCAUCUCCUACCGCGGCCAGCGCGUCGAAUACGUCAACUCCAUACCCUGCUAUCGACGCCCGGACGGCCAAGGCCUGGAAAAGAUCUGGUUUCCGGACGCCGGAGCCACGCCCGAUGUGGUGGCAUUGAACAGAGAGGACAAGAUCGAGGACAGUGAAGGCUCCAAGGAGGAGUAUACCGCCGACGUUGUGGAUCGCUUUAGGCAUUUAUUCUCCGAAGGGAAGUUCCUCGACGGCAAGAUUCCCCUGGUGCCGCCGUUGAGAGAAUGGGGGAUUUACGACUUCUGA
Fonsecaea erecta is the source of this 2016-nucleotide messenger RNA. RefSeq lists its product as hypothetical. The record is from RefSeq and is a predicted model, not a curated record. The coding region runs from base 1 to 2016 and encodes 671 amino acids. Gene Ontology annotation, molecular function: metal ion binding. Lineage: Eukaryota; Fungi; Ascomycota; Eurotiomycetes; Chaetothyriales; Herpotrichiellaceae. The transcript is spliced from 3 exons.